AUACUUCUCAACUGAUUAAAACUGACGUCAUUUGGGGAACACAAAUCACAAGGCAUAAUAAACUUGAGAAGAAAGCAAGAGAUCAUUAUGCUUUCUUUGUAGGAGAAGAAACAUAUGAAUGAUGACCUGAGACAAAAGAAGAGAUUUUGAUGAUCAAGAAGACAUAGCCGCAAAACUAGGAAUAUCCAUUGCAUAUCAGAAGAGAAAAUGGCUAAGUAUUGCAGAAAUUCAAGUCUUAUUUAUAUGCAGAGCAAUAAACACCUAAUAAUAUCAUCAAAGCUCAAAGUAACCAAUUCAAAAGUGUUCAUAAGAAAAGAGGAAAGAAAAUAAUUGAUAAUGGCAGCGAGACAACAACAGAAAGGAACAGGCUUGGGGGUUCAGUACGAGGACUUCGUCCCCAAAUCAGAAUGGAAAGAUCAACCUGAAGCCACCAUUCUCAACAUUGACCUUCCAGGUUUUGCAAAGGAGCAAAUGAAAGUAACGUAUGUGCACAGCUCGAAGAUGAUAAAAAUCACGGGAGAACGUCCCUUGGCUAAUCGAAAAUGGAGCCGUUUCAACGAGGUGUUCACUGUUCCACAGAAUUGUCUAGUGGAUAAGAUCCAUGGAAGCUUCAAGAACAAUGUCCUCACCAUCACCAUGCCUAAGGAGACGAUCACAAAGGUGGCUUAUCUUCCAGAAGCUUCUAAAACUGAAGCUGCUGCUCUGGAGAAGGCGACGAAGCUAGAGGAGAAGAGGUUGUUAGAAGAAUCCAGAAGGAAAGAGAUGGAAGAGGAAGAAGCUAAGCAGAAGAAGAGGCAGCUUCUGGAAGAGAAAGAGGCGCUAAUUAGGAAGCUGCAAGAAGAAGCUAAAGCAAAGGAAGAGGCUGAUAUGAGGAAGCUUCGAGAAGGAGCUAAAGCAAAGGAGAUGGCUGAGGCAAAGCUUCUAGAAGAAGCUAAAGCAGACCAGAAGGCUGAGGCAAGGAGGCUUCAGGAAUCAAGAGAGAAACUUGAGGAGUGGAAGCUUAAGGAAAGGAAGCUUGAGGAGAGGAAGCUUGAGGAUAUGAAGCUUUCGGAAGAAGCUAAACUAAAGAAGAUCCAGGAGAGAAAGUCUGUUGGUGAAUCUGGAGGAAAAGAGAAGAUACUAAAGCCAGAAGAAAUGAAGCUUCCAGAAGUGGUCUAUACAAAAUCCGGGCCCGUAGCUACUCCCAAACCUGAGUCCGGGUCUGGUCUCAAGUCCGGGUUUGGAGUAGGCGAGGUGGUGAAGUCAGCGGAAGAAAAAAUAGGAAACUUGGUGGAGAAGGAAAAGAAAAUGGGGAAAGGGAUAAUAGAGAAAAUAAGGAGGAAAGAGAUAACAAGUGAAGAGAAGAAGUUGAUGAUGAAUGUAGGAGUGGCUGCUCUUGUUAUCUUUGCUCUUGGAGCUUAUGUUUCUUAUACCUUCUGCUCUUCUUCUCCUUCUUCUUCCUCUUCGUCUCCUUCUUCAUCAUCAUCUUCUUCUACCAAACCAGAAUGAUAUAGAAGUUGUGUAAAUCGAAGAAUGGAUAUUAUAUACUAUGUAACAGUGAUAUAUUCUACACAAUCUAAUAAAGUUUGAUGA
Arabidopsis lyrata subsp. lyrata is the source of this 1572-nucleotide messenger RNA. Its product is annotated as protein RESTRICTED TEV MOVEMENT 2. Gene Ontology annotation, biological process: response to hydrogen peroxide; response to salt stress; response to heat. The transcript has 2 exons. NCBI's taxonomy places the organism in Eukaryota, Viridiplantae, Streptophyta, Magnoliopsida, Brassicales, Brassicaceae. Bases 337 to 1488 code for a protein of 383 amino acids. The record is from RefSeq and is a predicted model, not a curated record.